UCAAAUCAAUUCUGAUCAAUUUCCGGUGACUAGACAGAAGUUCAGCGCUGACAAAUAUGCCAGAUUAUUUAGGAAAGGAUCAAAGAAAAACAAAGGAUGAAGAAAAAGAAGAUAAACCAAUUCAAGCUCUUGAUGAAAAGGACAUAAAGCUUCUCAAAACUUAUGGUUCUGGUACCUAUGAUGCUCCUAUCAAGUCAACAGAAGAAGAUAUAGCGGCAGAAUUGAAAAAGGUAAACGAACUAGCAGGAAUAAAAGAAUCAGAUACCGGAUUAGCACCACCGGCACAUUGGGAUUUAGCCGCUGAUAAACAAGCCCUACACAGUGAACAACCUUUACAAGUUGCAAGAUGUACUAAAAUUAUUAAUGCCGAUUCGGAAGAACCCCGUUACGUUAUAAACGUCAAACAAUUUGCUAAAUUUGUUGUUGACUUACACGAAGAUGUGGCACCAACCGACAUUGAAGAAGGCAUGCGUGUUGGAGUUGAUAGGAACAAAUAUCAAAUACAUAUACCUUUACCACCCAAAAUAGAUCCUACUGUCACUAUGAUGCAGGUUGAAGAAAGACCCGACGUAACUUAUUCCGAUGUCGGUGGUUGCAAAGAGCAAAUUGAAAAGUUACGAGAAGUCGUAGAAACUCCACUUCUUCAUCCAGAAAAAUUCAUCAAUCUCGGUAUUGAACCCCCUAAAGGCGUUUUGCUUUUUGGUCCACCUGGAACAGGUAAAACCUUAUGUGCUCGAGCUGUUGCAAAUCGAACAGACGCUUGUUUUAUUCGAGUCAUUGGUUCCGAACUUGUACAAAAAUAUGUUGGCGAGGGAGCCAGAAUGGUUAGAGAGUUGUUUGAAAUGGCAAGAGGAAAGAAAGCGUGUAUUAUAUUUUUUGAUGAAAUUGACGCCAUCGGAGGUGCUAGGUUCGACGAUGGGGCUGGUGGUGACAAUGAAGUUCAGAGAACAAUGUUGGAACUAAUCAAUCAAUUAGAUGGUUUUGAUCCGAGAGGAAAUAUUAAAGUGUUAAUGGCCACCAACAGACCGGAUACGCUUGAUCCAGCACUUACAAGACCAGGUAGGUUAGAUCGAAAGGUCGAAUUUAGCUUACCUGAUUUGGAAGGAAGAGCCCACAUUUUUAAAAUUCAUGCAAGGUCAAUGAGUGUUGAAAAAGAUAUAAGAUAUGAGCUUUUAGCCAGACUGUGUCCGAACUGUACAGGAGCUGAAAUCCGUUCUGUUUGCACUGAAGCUGGCAUGUUUGCAAUUAGAGCAAGAAGAAAACUCGCUACCGAAAAGGACUUUUUAGAAGCUGUAAAUAAGGUCAUAAAGGCCUAUGCAAAAUUCUCAUCAACACCGAGAUAUAUGACUUAUAAUUAAUUAACUGUUGGGAUACUUUGUAAACGUUAGUAUUGACCAUAAACAACAAAAAAUAAAACUUUCACUGCUUAGAAAUUUUCAAAUGAAAGUCUAUUUUGUUAUAUAAAAAUUUUAGAAGCACUCAAGAAAAC
Messenger RNA from Dimorphilus gyrociliatus, 1489 nucleotides. The record is from the annotation of a GenBank genome assembly. Lineage: Eukaryota; Metazoa; Annelida; Polychaeta; Dinophilidae.